Molecule: messenger RNA, 4992 nt
Organism: Pediculus humanus corporis (human body louse)
Lineage: Eukaryota; Metazoa; Arthropoda; Insecta; Psocodea; Pediculidae
Exons: 21
Coding region: 1-4992 (1663 amino acids)
Source: RefSeq, a predicted model, not a curated record
AUGAGGGGCGCUCCUGCAAUUUGCAAAAAGAAAAACACGUAUUUUAACGAGGAAUACAUUUUGGAAACGACUGGAGCUCAAAGUGUUGCCGUUAUACAAGAUGGAAAUAAAAAAAUUUUCGUCGUGGCACAAAAUUUAGGAAAAAAUAACGUUUAUUCGAAAAUAUUUCUAGAAGAAAAAAAUCAAAUCGAACUUUAUCAACUUUUACCAACGUACGAAGCAUUGAGAGUCAUACCUUUCGAUUUAAAACACGAAACGGAUGUACUUCAUUUUAUCUUUUUUUUAAACAACGUCAAUUCGAGUUCGAUAUAUUGGUGGACCGGAAAAGAAUUUGUUUUGUGGAAAACCUUGGAAAAAUUAUACGGUCAAAGAAUUCUUUACCUCGGUCAAAUAUCAUCUAAUAAUUUUUUUUUCAUAUCCGAUAAGAAAAAAAUUUACGUUUUUUAUCCGACCGUCACGGAUUUCGAAAUAAUGCAAAUAAUAACAUUCGAUCAAGAUGUUAUCGGUAUCGAUUUGAAAAAAGAAAAUGGUAAAAUGCCGGUUUUGGUGGUUUUAACCGGUUCUCACAUGGAUUCGUUUUUUAAAGUCAACAUUAUUUCACUCAAAGUCGUUUACACAUUAAACGAGGAAAAGAAAAAGAGAACGGAUAAACUUCAGGAAUGUUUGAUAGACGUGGAAAAAGAAAUGGAAAAAAGAGAAAUGAAUUUAAAAGAAAUCAUCGAUGGGUACGACGGGAACGUGGAAGAAAAUAAAUUUAUGAAAAAUAUUCUACGUAAUGAUAUGAUACCGGAUAAUUUAGUCGUGGAAUCAUCCGACGUGGAUGAAAUGUUGUUAAAUUUAAAAGGGAAAAUUGAUAAAAUGGAGGGGAAAAUUAUGGAUUUGAAAAAUAAAAAAAAAUAUUUAAAAUCCGAGGGUAAAAUCUCAGGGAAAAAUUAUCACGUUUACGGAGAUUUAAAAAUUAGUCAAAUGCACGUCGAUUCGAUAGAUGUCGAGAUAUUAAACGAUCGACCUAUCGAUUUCGAUAAAGUUUUAUCGUUGAAUAAAGAUCAAAUUCUCGAGGGAAAUGUUUACGUUGAUAAUUUAAAUGUUGAUAACGUUCAAAAUUUCAUAUUGAAAAAUAAAAAAUUACAAAAAAUAUCUGGAGAAUUUACGUUGCAGUCGCUCAAAGCGAACGACGUACAUUUCGGUCCUUCCGGAAGGUUGAACGACAUACCUGGCUCGGAUAUUGUUAUGGAUUCAAAGGUGGAAAAACCAAUCAAAGGAAAGAAAACCUUUUCGAAACUUUACGUACAAGAACUUCAAGUCGAUAAAAUAAACGACGUACCUACAAGCGAAUGGUUGUCGGCCAUCAUGCCAUCAUUCAACGACAUGACAAAUAACGAACCAUUAAAUUUUACAAAUUUAAACGUCGAUAAAUUAUUAGUUUCUUACGUAAAUGGAAUCCCCUGGAAUGAAUUCGUAUCGUCUGCGUAUGUUUCAAACGGAAAUGACGUCAUAAACGGUAAUUUAACGAUAAACGGAAAAGCCGAAACGGAUAAUUUAAAAGUAAAUAAAAUAAACGGCAUUUCCGUCGUCGUGGGCGACGGAGGCGGUAGCGGUGACGACGGGGUCGACGUGGAAGGAGAUAAUGAAAUAAUAGAACCGAAAUUCACUUGUCAACGUGUCGGAGAAAUAAAAGCUCCGAAACAUUUGUCAUCGGAUUUGACUCCAGAUUGGGAUGAUUCAAAAUUAAAAGAAAUAUUAAAUGGUUUAGAAUCGAAAUUCGAAAAUGACGUAGAAUAUUUUCCGGAAACGUAUAAAAUAAAUGGAGAUUUUAACGUCGUACCCGUGGAAUUUACAAAUGAAAUAACCGUCAUAGAUGAUUUGAACGUGGGCAGAAUAAACGGAAAUCCGUUGGAUUCUUACGUUCGGAUAGAUCGACCAAACGAAAUCACAUCGAAAAUAAUAUUUAAACAAGCGGAAAUUAUCGGUGACGUAAUAAUAUCGAAAAAAGCAAAACAAAAUGUUAAUCUUCGAGAAUUAUACGAAACAUCCGGUAAAAUUUUCUCGGAAAAUAUUAUAUCCGGUUUGAAAAAUUUCACCGGAAGUGUCGAAGUUAAAAAUUUACAAGUUAAAAAAAAAAUAAACGGAAUCGAUGCGAACGAAUACGUUAAACGAUACAAUAUGGAAACGUUUAAAGAUUUAGAUGGAAAUUUAACUUUGGAAAAUGGCGUAAAAGUUAAAAUUAUAAACGGAGUUGAUUUUAAUGAAACCGUUUCAAAUAUUUUGACGUGGAACGAUCCAGAAGUUUUGAGCAAAGCCCGCUACGAAUCGCUCAAAGCCGAGGAUGAGUUGUUACGCGGAUUAUUAAAAUAUAACGAUGAUAAUGAUGAUGAUGAAGAAAGCGUUGAUGUAACAGUAAUCGUAGAAGGAAAUUUAAACGUGACGUCAUUAAAUGCGAAAACGGUUAACGAAAUAGAUUUCGAUAAAUUUUUAAACGACGUUUUCAUAGUAAAAAAUGUUCCAAUGCAAGAGGUUAAAGGUGAAAAAAUAUUUACGGAAAAAGUUACGGUGACGGGAGAUUUAAGAGGAACCCUUAACGAUUACAACCUAACGAAUUUCGAUAAAAUAUAUUUAUCUAAAACAAAAUGGCAGAAUAUAAGCGGAACGUUAACGGUUGACGAAUUACAAGGAAAUUACGUGGAAGCAGAUUUAAUAGAUGGAAUCCCAUCAGAGGAAAUAUUAUUUCAAGAUGAUAUCGACGAACAAGUUAUCAAUUCAAACAUUAUUUUUAAUAACAUUGCUGUCGUUGGUGAUAUAAACGCUUUUAAUUUUAUGAACGGUUGCAAUUUGAACAAGGUAACCGACGUGGAUUUGAACAGGAUCGAAGAUUUUGAUAAUUUAGAAGUGAGAGGAAACGUGACGUGGGAAUCGUUUUUAAAUCAAAACGAUAGAAAAGGAAGUUUAAAUUAUUUUAUAGAAAAUGUCGUCACGACGAUUGAUGAUCAAAUCAUUUCCGGUCCUGUUACUUUCGAAAAAGAUGUCGUCAUAAAUAACGUUAACGGAAAAUGGAAUGUAAACGAUGAAAUGGAUUUGAGUUUCAUUGCGAAUGAUGCCAUAUUAAAAACCGGAAAUGAACAGGAAAUAACGGUUCCGGUAACGUUCAAAGGACGCGUCAAGGCCGAAAAUAUCGAAAUAAUGGACAACGUCCUCAUCGAUACCAUUAACGGAGUUGAUGUGACAGAUAUAGGUCAAAGGUUAAUAAGAAAAAGUUCCGAUACUUUUGUCAAAGGACUUAAAAUAUUUCAAAAUGGUUUUUCGACGAAUCAUCUUUAUUCGGACACCAUCAAUGGCGGAAAAGUAAAUCAAAUUGUUUUUUACGACGACGUCAAAGACAACAAAGAACUUUUUUUACCGCCAUCAACAUUUAAAAAUCUAAACAUAUUUAAUAAUUUAACCGUGUCUCGGGUCAACGGUUAUCCGUUAAAUAAAAUAAUCGACGAAAGAUUACCCAAAGCGGAAGGUGGCGGUGAUGAAACAUCGUCAGAAAGUGAAAUUCACGUAACCGGAAGAAAUGCGAUCGUGGACAGGAUAAACGAUAUAAACGUUAAUGAAACGAUUUCGAAACUGGAACAAUCGGAAAAUCCGACGGUUAUUGAAGGACACGUAGAAUUCGAUGGUCCGAUUUUUAUAGACGGAAAAGCGGAAGUUAAUUUUUUAAACGGUAAUAACGUAACGGAACUUUAUGAGAAAUCUAUUUUGGUAGACCAAGAUGUCGUUAUCGAGGGAAACAUCGAAUUUUUAACCGACAUAACAAUCGGAGGAAACAUAGAAGUCAAUUCGACGGUUAACGAUUGCGACGUAAACGAAAUAUUAAACGAAAAUAAAUUUGUCGUCGAAUCGAGGAGUGAUUUAGUAGAAAAUCAAGAAUACAGGAAAUCGCUUUUAGCGGAAGUGAAUUAUUUGAAAAAUAUAACUACGACAAUGAACAAACCCGUCAUAUUCAUGUACCUGGAAGAAGAGGAAAAUCAUUUGAAUCUUCAUUUACCCUCGAUGCACGGUUCGAAUUUAAACGAAUACGAAAAUUACAUAGAAUUUAACAUAUACGGUAUGAAACACGUGAAAUGCGGUCUUCCCAUCGAAUGUUCUUGUCCUUCUCAAACGAAUCUCAUAAUUGAAUCCAUGAAUCCGCCAUCUUUUAAAAUAGAAGCUAAUUCCACGAGAUUUUUCAAAUAUUACGAUAAAGAAUUCAAUAUGGAAGUCGUUGUGACGACGACAACGGUUUCUUACAGUUCCAGGUGUAGAACAACCGACGACGAACUGGACAAAGAACAAACAUCAAUUUCCUGGAGAAAUUUAUUAAGCGAUGAAACAUUUUACGAAGUCAACGUCGAAACUGGGUUUUUAAGCGACGUUAAAUUUUUCAAACUCGGAGAUUCCAUUUACGUCGUUAUGGCAUUUUAUUUUCACCCGUUUAAAAAUCGCAAUGAAAAAAAAUUGUUAAAAAUUGAUGAGAUACCAUCGACUGGAGUUCAAGUUUUGGAAGUUUUUUGGACAAUGAAAGGAAUUAUUCUCGUUGUCGGAAAUUCGUUCGAUUCCGACAGAUUUACUGAUUCUGUUAAUUCUGGAAUUUAUAGGUUCAACGAAUCGAAAAAUAAAUUCGAACUUUUACGUUAUAUAAAAACCCAUGGAAUUUUAUCAAUCAAUAGCAUGAGAUAUAAAAAAACGAGUUUUAUAUUUUUCGUACAAAAACAAUCAUGGCCGCUUUUGAUAUUGAAAUACAAUCAAGAUUACGAUAAUUAUUAUUUUAGUCAAAAACUCGAUACAACGCAAUCGAUUGUCAGAUCGAAUUUCUUAUCGAUUUCCGUUAUUUCAACCGGAAAAGAAAUUUAUCAAGAGCAAAAUAACGUAAGAGUUUUACAUUCGUUUUGGUUCGGGUCCUCACAUUAUCUAUUGGCAGGGUCUUCGUUGGAUAAAUCAAAAAUUUAUAAAUUAAUAGAACAAGGUCGUUAA